This is a messenger RNA of Acanthaster planci (crown-of-thorns starfish), 1207 nucleotides long. RefSeq names its product valosin containing protein lysine methyltransferase (gene vcpkmt). Gene Ontology annotation, cellular component: cytosol; protein-containing complex. The record is from RefSeq and is a predicted model, not a curated record. NCBI's taxonomy places the organism in Eukaryota, Metazoa, Echinodermata, Asteroidea, Valvatida, Acanthasteridae.
ACCAUGUGUCAUGUGUGUGGGUGUCAUGUGAUUAGUCAUCGGUGUGCGGCGCGUGCACGUGAGGUGCGGCGCGGCUCACCGGCGCUGUACAGUACAGGUAACCAAGUACAUGUAAAAUGAGAAUGGUAAAUACAUGUAGUUACAUGUACCUCCAUUCUUAUUGCUACGUGUGGGUACAAAAAGUACAUUGGAUACACGCUGCAUGACAUCAGUCAGGACCUUGGUUCAACAGGAAGAUGAUCAGCUCCCCAUUAUACAAGAUCUCUUUUGAUGACCACAGUCAGCCUUUAGUGUUCCAUUCAGUCUUUGUUGCCCGCAGCAGAAAAUACCAGCAAUGGAUGACCAGCCCAAGUACUUUGAUCGAAUCCUUGAAUUCGACGGCCAAGAUCUAACUAUCAAGCAGUGUUACUUUGGUGAUGUCGGCUGUGUUGUGUGGGAUGCUGCUCUAGUCUUGUUGAAAUUCUUAGAGUUGGAUUUUUUCAAGCCAAAACGUGACAGUUUGGAGAAGAAACAUGUGAUUGAGCUUGGUGCAGGCACAGGAGCUGUUGGACUAGCAGCAAGUCUACUUGGAGCUGAUGUGACGGUCACAGAUCUGGAAGAUUUUAUACCGUUGAUGCAGCUGAAUAUCGAUACCAACAAAAGUGUUAUCAGAGGGACCAUUACUGCUAAGACUCUUCAAUGGGGUGCUUCAGUGGCCAACUUCCUCCCUCAUCCAGAUGUAAUUCUGAUGUCAGACUGUGUUUACUAUUUAGAGUUUCUUUUAAAGGCUGUUGAUGAUCUUGUGAAGACAAUGAAUGAGUUGAGUGGUCCAGAAACAGUCAUCCUGUGUAGCUAUGAAGAGAGAACCAUGGGACAAAACCUCCAAUCUCUAGACAGAUUCCUUAAGCUUGUGCAUGAAAUAUUCAGCGUGGAAGAAGUGCCUCUUGACCAGCAAGAUCCAGUCUAUCGGAGUGAAGAUAUACACAUAUUAACCAUGAAGAGGACAGCACCAGACUCGAGACAAAAUUCUCAUGUUGACAAAUGAAGGCACUAUUUGACUGUAAAAACUGUAUUGAUUAAAGAGAGGUUCCUCUUGGCAUCAGGAAGAUUUUGGCAGUGGUGAAGAAAAGGAGUGUCCCCAUCUCAUUCCUUGCCAGUUGACACAUGGAAUUAAGCAUCACAUGCACUGCUUAAAGGUCUUCCAAUUAAUCGGUGUAAAGAUCUAGUA